Molecule: messenger RNA, 3594 nt
Organism: Vitrella brassicaformis
Lineage: Eukaryota; Vitrellaceae
Source: the annotation of a GenBank genome assembly
GUGAGUGUGCCUUGACUUGAUGCAUCCAUUCAGGGAGAGAGAGAGAGAGUGUCCGUGCAGUCAGUACAUUGACAUCUGUGUAUGGUAUGCGACGUGACUCGACUCGACUUGACUUGCUGCCAUCGAUCAGUAAGGCCUAUCUAUAUUCGCUCUCUGUCUCGUUCUUCCCAUCCAUCCAUCCAUCUCUGUCUCAAUGCGGCGAUGCACCGUCCCCCUGGUGCAGCUGCUGCGUGUCCGCUGCAGUGGUGGCCGUCGCCUCGUCAGGCUUCCCACCACCAGCCUUCUCACCACCACCUUCCUCAAUCGUCACUGCCUUCUGCUUCUCACCACCAGCACCAACAUCACCAGUUUCCUGAUCUUCCUGUGUGCCAUCCGGUUCUUUGUCAUGCUUGGCUGCAGCGGCCUUGGUGCCCCCCACAACGAAGGGCUGCACGCGAGUUGUGACGUCUGUCUUGAAUGCGUCGAUGCACUCGACCUGCAGGCAGGAGGCCAGGUCGAUGGACAUCACACCCACGCGGGAGUUGCGCAGACGGUGGUCUCGCAUUCCUGAUUGCAUUGCAUUGCAUAGGCAGAUCGCACCGCACCGCAUCCAUGGAUUCGCAAAAUGUGACGUCUCUCUCUCUCUCUCUCUCUCUGACCUCUCUCUCCUCUCUCUCUCUUCUCUCUCUCUCUCUCUCUCUGUGUGUGUGUGUGUGUGUGGUGGGGAGGGGGAGGGGUCUAGACACAUACCCUGUGAGUUGGGUCGGUGGAUGUAGUUCAUCAUGGCGGCCGACAGGUGUGGCUCCGUCCACCUCGUCUUGACCUCCCGCACACCGUGCCGCGGGCGAGUCGACGCCACAGACUGCAUCCAUUGCCAUCCAACACGCACACCAACACCACACCACACGUAAGUACCUCUCUCUGUGUCUCCCUCCCUGGGUGAGCAACACACACGGUCUUGCCUUGCCUGUGCGAUGGCUUUGGUUCGUUUGCUGAAUGUGUAUGUGAGAGUUCGGUUUGCGAACUUGAGGUAGGCGCACUUGAAGUUGAUCUCCAGCGUGUAGUGACGCUCAACUGCAGUGCACACGAAUCGAAUCGGGUGGUAUCUCAUCUCAUGUGUGUGUAGGUAUGUUGUGUUGUGCUGUGUGGUGUGGUGGUUGUCAGACUGAGGUCGAGUAUGGCCCUGAAGAGUGCGUCGAGGCCCGACUGCACCACCUGGGGAGGCAGGUAACAACCCGUCGCUAUCGGAAUGGGGUUCAAAUACCUAGUGCACACACACAGUCACACAAUCACACACACACAAUCCCCUCUGUCUCCCUCUGUCUGUCUGUCUGUCUGUCUGUCUCCCUCCCUCCCUCCCUCCCUCCGCCCCUCCCUCUGUCUGACGUCAUAUAUUUCUGCUGCUGGUAGAUGGAUCCACAGUUGUGUUCUCGCCGGAACUCCUCCUUGCCAGGAAACCGGUGCAGCACCCCCUUGAGCUUCUCGUCCACAUUGAAACACGCACGCGCCUCCAGGCCGUCGGGGCGGAGGUAGGUGGGCAUGUCGGCGUACUGCAUGCCGUCAGGGGCGGCCUGCUUGUGGGUGCGGUUGAUGGGCUCGAUGGCCGAGAGGGUGAACUCGUCUUUGGCCAGGACGCCGGUGCGAUUGACGCGCACGAUGUUCUCAAACAUGAAGGUGCCUGCAGUGCCGGGCAGUGCAGUGCAGUGCACAGGGGCAGUGGAGUGAGUGGACAUGAUGUGUCUAUAGGUCUGCAGUGAGGACACUGAGGACAGACAGCUGUACCGAAGUUGGGGAUGUGGACGCUGUUGGCCUUCUCCAUAUUCUCUAUGAGGUAGUCGCAAAACGCUGACAGACAGAGAGACGUCACUGCAUUGAGUUGCAUCUCAGAGUGGAGUGGCGUCUGGAUGCCUUCUCACCGUCCCAUAUGAGCAGCAGCUGGCGGGUCGUGUCCAUCGGCACCAAACCUUGGCUCGUCCGAGCUGCACAGAACAGAACCAACUCAGAGGCAGUCAGUGUCUGCAGUGCCCGCAAAUGCCUGUCUUGACGUGACGUACGCUGAGGCUCUGUGUGCGGCCCUGGGUAGAUGCGUGGGUUGGCCAGCACGAAAUUCACCACUCCCCGGACUGCAUGGGGCAGACAGAAAUGGAGACAGGCAACGAGACGGGGUGUGCACCAUGCUUCGACGAUGGCAUGGGGCCUGCUUGAGCUCACUCUGAACCGUCGACUGCACUGGGUGGGACUGAAUCAUGGCGGCGACGAAAGCGAGAAGGCAGAAGACUGGGGGCCCCCGGGGGCGGCCCGCCGUCUUGGCGAGGAUCGCAUCACGACGUGUCCUAGAAGCUUCCUUCUGCGCACGAUAUAUCAGAGAUUUGCAUGUAGGUACGGCGGGUGCCUCAUGGCCUGCCUCAUGGCGUCCUGUCGUCCUUGGUGUACACGUACAAGGACCACUGUUCAUGAUACACACACCUCACCCCACUCACUCCGCUCACGCCCCCUCCCUCGCCCACCACCCCUUUCGGCAGCGGCCACAGCAGUGACACCACGCACCGUAGAGCGGCCGACUCAAACAGAGAUGCAAACAGGUCAGUCAGCUGCUCCAAGGCCUCCGGCAACAGAUACACAAAGCUGCAUUGCAUUGCACACGUACACACAGAUGCGCAUGUAUGUCAUCAGACACGCAAGCAACAAGUGAAGUGCGUUUGCGUGUGUGAUGUGCAGAUCAGUCGGCCUACAUGAUGGUGGUUUUCUUGAGCCUCUCCUCUACAGCUGUAUCGAGGAGGUUGCCGACCUCCAUCACCACCUCACCAGCCGCGGGAGGCUGGCCCUCAGGCCGCACCGGGACACCAGCUGCCUUGGCCCUGUCAACCGCUUUGCCGAUGAGCGCCUCGUCAAGGUCAAUGCCCCAACCUGACGUGCACACACACACACACGCACACACACGUAGGGCUGAAAUCUCACUUGGCCGUUGAUGCGAUGCGAUGUCAUGCGAUGCGAUGCGAUAUCAUUUUGUCCGGACCGGCGCAUUUGAAUCUUCUGACGCAUUCGAUGACCACUCGGCCAUCGCCGCAGCCCAGGUCAGCCACGAUGUCGGACGGCUGGACGUCCAGCAGACUCAUCAGGCCCUCCAGCUUGGCCUCUGACGUCGCCCUGCAGACAGACAGACAGACAGACAGGCACAACACACCCAUUCAUUGAUGGCCAGACAGGUGUAGUGUGGUGUCAUCGUAUGUGUGCUCCUUACUGAUAUGGCGAGAUGAAGCCCUGAGAGUCCCAACCUGACACAGACAGCGGGAAAGCAGCAAGAGAAACAGACACACAUUCGUCCAUUCAGCUGGCUGACACGGACCGGGAUUCCAUGUCCGUCCGGUCUUCACCGUCUGAGUAGACCUGUUCGAAGCCCAAGUGGACAGAGAACACACACGGAGAUGGAUGGGCGAAUGGUUUAAUCUUCGUCGUCCGUUCCAUUUGCUCACUCACCAGGUCAGGUUUGGUGCCCUGGAACGGCAUCCAGUUUGCGUCAUGAUCGCUCUCAGCAUCGCCUCCAUCUGGCACAGCACCACCGUCCGGGCCGUCAUCUGCGUGAUCUCUCUGCAGAUUCUCCAUCGAGAGCCUUCC